Messenger RNA from Lodderomyces jiufengensis, 768 nucleotides. RefSeq lists its product as uncharacterized. The coding region runs from base 1 to 768 and encodes 255 amino acids. NCBI's taxonomy places the organism in Eukaryota, Fungi, Ascomycota, Pichiomycetes, Serinales, Debaryomycetaceae. The record is from RefSeq and is a predicted model, not a curated record. The transcript has a single exon.
AUGACAAAAUUUUCAUCAUACUGUGAUAGCUUAUUUAAUGACUCAACUGAGUUUGUUUCUGUACCUCCAUCAUAUCAAACUUCAAUAGUUCCCUAUACAAAAGAUUUGAUGAAUAUAACAGAUGAAGAAGAGAACUCAGAUUGCCAGAUAAUGAAUCGAAUUAUUGGUCCAGUAUUACCGACGUUACACAGAGGAAUAUUUUUAGCAUGUAAGUCACUGGGUUUGAUCAAUGAAACAUUAGUAAGUCAUUACAACUUGUUGGAGAAAUCAGCUCAAGGUUUAUGUAGAAAGGUAGACAAGUUAAUAAAAGACACUUGGAAACUAAAACUUAAUAAUAACAAUAUGAUUUCAUAUGCUUAUCAAUUUGUGUUGGCUUAUGAUUUAUGUUUUGCGGAUCUACCAUUUACUGGAAAUACGAUAAUUGAUUCAUUUGAUCUAAAAGUACUAAAAGAAUUAUAUGUUGAUUUAUUUAGCAGCUCAAAAAUAAUAAAAUUGAGUAUGAAGAGUAAAAAUAGGCAGUUGAUUGCUUCCUCUUAUAAAGAAGAGUUCCAGGACCUAAUUGCAGAUAAGUUGAAAACAAAAUACGGCUAUUGUAUACCCCUGAAUUCAGAAUAUUUUUGUCGUGCUAUAUUUACUCUAACAUUGGUGCUAUAUCUGAAUAAGAUGGCUUUAUUUAAAUACAACAACUAUAAUGAAACGAGUGAGGUUGUUUUUGAAAGGCACGGAUUAUCAAAAUUCAAGACACAUUUGAGAAACUUCUUUAAUUAA